Messenger RNA from Camellia sinensis, 345 nucleotides. The record is from RefSeq and is a predicted model, not a curated record. NCBI's taxonomy places the organism in Eukaryota, Viridiplantae, Streptophyta, Magnoliopsida, Ericales, Theaceae.
AUGGAGUCUCCUCUUACACUGUCAGAUACAAUAUAUACAAGAGGUUUCUUACACUCUCUUAUUUGUUUCAAGAUCAAUGGGAAAUCUCACUUGUUUCUUGGAGGAGAUAAAUCUCACCCGCAAUCAAAGGAAAUUCGCUUGUUAUUGGAGGCCUUGCCUGAGAAAAAAAAGGCAACUGGGUACAUACCAGAUACUAGUUUUUUGCUGCAUGGUGUUGGUGAAGAAGAGAAAGAAUGUAACUUAAAGAUUCAUAGUGAGAAGCUGGCGAUUGCAUUUGGGCUUCUUAACACAAGCCCAGAUACAGUUCUUAGGGGUCUUGUUCUUGUGGAGACUAUUGGUGAUUAA